AUGGUGAUAUCCUGGUACUCGCGAGUCCUCGCGCACUACCCGUGCAUCGUGCUCAUAAUUGUUUUCGUAUUCUCGAUGACGUGUCUCAUCGUGCCAUUGACCACGAAAAAAUUUCCAGACUUUUCUGAUCCGCAGCUCGGGUUCGAGGCGCGAGGAACUCCACUAGCGCAGCGGCUAACGGCGUGGAAAAAUUUAAUAGAGUCGUCGAGUCCCAGGGGACACCUCGUCGACAACCCUCUCGAGUACUACUAUUACCUGCAGGACGUUCAUCAGCAAAGGGAAAACUUGGCCAACGAAGUCAACGAAACACUGCCCGGCAGGAACAAACACAAGAAGCACAAGAAGAAGCACCGCAAGUACAAGCACAAGAACAAAAACGCCGUAAACAAGCACAGAAUCGACAAAAAACGGGUUCGCAAUGAAUCGUCGGAUUUGAGGAUUAAAAGCCAUCGCACGCGCGACGACGGGGAUGAAGACGACGACUACAACGAAUAUCGCAGAUCAGUGAAGCGAUACUCGAACUACGCCGAUGGAUUUUUUUGCAACGACCCGAGCUCCGCCUACGCCAGGGUGGUCGUCACGUCCAAGAGUAAGAAGAAAACGAAUUUGUGGUCCUUGGAAGGAGUCAGAGCUCAGUGCCACAUCGACUCCGCCCUGAGGGCCAAUCCGCUCUUUCCUUCGAUCUGCCAGCGGCAACUGCAGUACCAACACAAGUGCUGUCGAAGCUGGUCUCCGGCAAACUACAUAGCUCUUUUGUCGAACCGGACCUCCUGUUCCAUGGUCACCAAAGAGGAUUUGGCCAGCGUCGAGAGCAUUUUGAAGGAGUGCUUCUACUUUUAUCAAAAACUCGAGUUGACCCCCGAUUGCUCCGAAGAUCUGAAAUGCCAGCGCAAAGUGCCCGAGCUUUGCUACGCCAACAACAACAACGCAGUCUACCAUCUUCUCCAUUACCUCGUGGACGUAGAUUUUCUCGCCAACAACGGCAACUCCACCGAAUCGCCCUUGUCCUCCGUCAUGAUUAUACUGCCCACGGCCGCGAGCUCUUCCAGUUUCGACUACUACAAAGACAUAAACCUCGACGAGUUGACGUUUGACGAUUACUACGUGCCAGCCGUACAAUUUGGCUUGAAGAGCACACUCUUCGAUCGACAGCUCGUUAUGGAUUGUGUUUUGCUGUUGUUUGGGUUCAGCAUAGUGACGGUCUGCAUUUGGUUUUACACCGGAUCACUUUUGAUCACGAUGACCACGAUAAUAGCCAUUAUAUUUAGUUUAGGUAUUUCAUACGCAAUUUACACUCUAGUCCUAGACAUUAAUUACUUUCCUUUCAUGAACCUGUUGACCAUCGUCGUGGCGCUUGGCAUCGGGUCCGACGACACGUUCAUAUUUUGUAAAAUAUGGGAGUGCAACAAGCGCCAGAAAUCCCUGACCGUCAACAACAACUUGAACCGGCUCGUCCACGAGACCAUCAAACACGCCAUACCCUCGAUAUUUGUCACCACGUUGACAACGACUAUAGCGUUUCUGGCGUCAAUAAUCAGCAACGUCACCGCCAUCAAUUGCUUCAGUCUGUUCUCAGGGAUCACCGUCAUCGCCAAUUUCUUCUUGAUGGUGACUUGGUUGCCAGCCAGUGUGAUAGUUGCCGAGCGCUUCGGCGCCAAUUUCAUGUCAUCGGAGAACUUUGUGGCGCAAAAGAUAAUCCGACCGCUGUGGUCCCUCGUCGACAAAGCCGAGCACUUGUUCACCAAUUGUCUCAUAAAAACCGUGCUUUCGCUCAAGUGGUUUUGGUUCUCGUUCCUCCUGAGCGUCGCGAUCGGAAGUUGCCUGAUCGUCUUCCACUAUCCCGGCCUCCGACUGCCGGACACCCCGGAUUUCCAACUCUUCACCAGCUCGCAUCCCUUCGAGCAAUACGACCUGUUCUACGUGAAACGCUUCCACUUCGAAAAGACCGAGCACGGGGAUGGCAGCGAGGUUCUGCCCCUGCGCUUCGUCUGGGGAGUUCUGCCCAUAGACAACGGCAACUACCUCAACCCCGAGUCCAAAGGAACCUUGGUCAUGGACGAGAGCUUCAACGUGAGCGAUCGCAACUCCCAGGUCUGGCUGGAGAACUUUUGCAAGGACCUGCGGACGCAGCCCUUCUACCGGAGCACCCUGGGACCGCUUCUGCCCAACUGCUUCAUCGAGUCCCUCCAGCCGUGGAUGGAGCGCCCCUGCGAGGACCCGGUCGACUCCAACGUCAAUUACCUGCCCUGCUGUCGGAACAGCACCUUCCCGUACGAGCCGCAGAUCCUCGAGUUGUGCGCCGCCGAGGCCGUCGCCGAGAUCCACCGGACGCCCUCGCACCUCUGGAACUUCAAGGCCUCGCGGAGCUCACCGACGGUGGGUCUCAAGUUUCGCAAGCAGAACACCACCGGGCUCAACGAGACCCUCGAUGGCAACGACACGCUUACGACGAUGAUAACGAAAGCCGUGCCGGAGAUCAAGGCCGUGAUCGUCGAGUACGACAGCAACUUCACGUUCUCCCUGUCGUACGCCGAGAUGAACGGCUUCUACGAGGAGGUCGAGACGUGGUUCCAGGAGCAGCUAUCCAAGGCCCCCGCUGGCAUGAAGAACGGCUGGUUCGUCAGUUACCUGGAAUUCUACGAGUUGCAGAGGGCCCUGCACCAAGGGACCAUAUGGGCGAUCAUCGUCUCGGUGGCGCUGACCCUGUUCGUGCUGGCCCUCGUGACCUUGAACCUCCUCGUGAGCCUGUACGCGAUACUGGCGGUCGGGGCGGCCAUAAUUGUCACGGUGGCGACCCUCAUCCUGAUGGGUUGGAAGCUCAACAUCCUUGAGAGCAUAGCCGUGUCGACCGCGAUCGGGCUAGCGGUGGAUUUCAGUUUGCACUACGGGGUGAGUUACCGCUCGAGCACCGGGGACAAUCGGAUCGACCGGAUCAAGGCCACCUUGGAGCAAAUGGCGGGUCCGACGAUCAUGGCUGCUCUGACGACCGGGGCAGCGGGGGCGUUCAUGUUGCCCUCGCAGGUCCUGGCUUACAUACAGAUCGGCCUCUUCCUCAUCAUCAUCAUGGUGAUCAGUUGGAUCUACGCCACGUUCUUCCUGGGCUCGAUUCUGGCCAUCGCUGGACCCUCGUCGCGGUUUGCCCAGUUUCACUACUCGAAUUUCCGGCGGACCGUUUUCAAGUCGAACAGAAGGAAGGUCGCCGACCCGGACGAGGUUGAGAGUCACAGGUCCAUAAGGAUGGUCGAGAAGCCGUCGAGUCGGUCCGAGGAGCCGUGA
Messenger RNA from Copidosoma floridanum, 3276 nucleotides. Its product is annotated as protein dispatched. Gene Ontology annotation, cellular component: membrane. Gene Ontology annotation, molecular function: transmembrane transporter activity. Gene Ontology annotation, biological process: smoothened signaling pathway. NCBI's taxonomy places the organism in Eukaryota, Metazoa, Arthropoda, Insecta, Hymenoptera, Encyrtidae. The record is from RefSeq and is a predicted model, not a curated record.